AUGGCCUGCGAGCAAGGCAACCGAAAGUCUGCUUCACAACGAUUGGCUACCGGUUCGUGCUCCACGAUUGGCGGCCAGAAAGCCAAUGAGAACACAGAAAGCCCGCCGGAAAGACGGCACGCUUCGACGUUGGCGACAUUUAAAUGUCUGGUGCGACAGACAGCGUACUAUGCUUGUUUGGCAACUCCUAGUCCACACAGCGCCGAUAAGUCUACGGACAACAUGGUGUCAGCGGCUGCUCUGACCCACGAGAUGAGUCUCACACCUCCAGGGUGGUCGAUGUUUGAGUUGCGAACGCGGACCUCGGUGUGGCCUCCGCCCUCCAUAUCGCCCUUCUCGAACGACAAGUCGCAGGAGCACAUUGGCCACCCCCGUGACUCUGGUCUGGGCUACUCCAUAGGCUCCAUCACUUCGUCAGCAUCUUCCUCUGGACCCUCAUCUGCACCCCACGGCUCGUCCAACCAGACCAUCUGCCCCCUGUGUUUCACGGUGACACUUCGCUCCACCCUGCCAUCCUCGUCCUGCUCAGGACAGGUUUGCGAGCAGUGCAUCGCCAGGCAACGAAAUGAUGAGGUGUUGACGGCGCAAACGUCUAGUCAGCUUGGCAACGCGGGCGUCCAUAAGCGCUGGCACGCACGCACCCACACCUACCGGCGUCUAGACACGGUCUAACCGUUUAGAGUAAAAAACAGACACCGUGAAGUGGUGGCGGCGGCUGUGGCAGCGGUUCCAUCGUGUGGCCGGUCUCUGCGCCGGCAUCCGAAACGUAUUUCAUGUCUAGACAUUAAAGGGAAUUGUGCCGAUGUGUCAGGGGAGUCGAACUUCCGCACGAAGCCGUCAGGACGAUCGAUUCUGCAGACCUUCCGGCGAAAUCUGCCCUGGCGUCCGUUCAAGUCGACUUCGCCAACGGCAAUAGCCACGACGGCGAGGGAGAACCAGAGCCUACGCGGCGACUGCCACACCUUUCACUCAGUGUCACCGUUGUUUGUUCCCACUGCACCCCAAGGUCCCCCUGUAUUCCACUGUUCGCCGCGAAUAUCGAAGACAGGCACUGUUAACCCGCCACCCAAUCGUAACCCCUUUACCCGGACAAGCGCCGAGCAGAUGGUGAAGACACGGUAG
Messenger RNA from Mesocestoides corti, 1122 nucleotides. Lineage: Eukaryota; Metazoa; Platyhelminthes; Cestoda; Cyclophyllidea; Mesocestoididae. The record is from the annotation of a GenBank genome assembly.